Danio rerio (zebrafish) is the source of this 3536-nucleotide messenger RNA. The record is from RefSeq and is a predicted model, not a curated record. NCBI's taxonomy places the organism in Eukaryota, Metazoa, Chordata, Actinopteri, Cypriniformes, Danionidae.
ACAGACAGCUCCUCCAUCAUCAGUGUUGAUCCUCCAUCAGUGCUGCAUCAGUCAUGUGACCAGGCAGCAGACGGCUCUCAGACAGCCUGUCCGACCGGCGUCUCCAUGGUUACGGAGAUCGGCGUCUCCAUGGUUACAGACAUCCCCUGCUGCCCGAUCGCUCCUCCUGCGUCUUUAAACAAUCAAAAGGCAGACGAGAGCCUCCAGCAGCCCGUAUCUCCCAGCACAGAACCAGCUGUCAAUCAAACUCAGCCUGUGGUGCUGCAGCAGCCCUUCGCCACACCCACUCCUGUCGGCAGCAGCCAAUCACAGCCGCAGAGCCCCACCCAUCAGGCCCAGCAGACACAGCCGGUGGAGUCGGACAGUGAGGGGCCGCCCAGACUGGAGUUCGCCGACCGCACCAUCAAGACUCUGGAUGAGAAACUGCGGAACCUUUUAUACCAGGAGCACCACCCCUCACAGAACACAAGCUCCGCCUCUGAGCCACCUGGGUCUCCGCCCCUUUCUGACAGCCAGGGCAGUGAUGGAGCCACCAGGAGAGCAGAACCACUGCCUCAGAUUCCAGAGCGAUCAGACAGUCUCGGCACCCUGAGCGACUCUGCUGUCGCACCCUAUAAGAGGCUGCUGAGCAGGAAGGAGUCCUCCGGCACACACACCUCCAGAAGCCACUUCCAGAUCCUCACAGAUUCAGACGUGUCUUCUCAUGAUGGUGGAGAUCCAGCAGCGGAGGCGGCUCCUGAAUCUGCAGCUGAAAACACACACAGAUCCACAUCCAGCAGACCUCUGAGCCACAGAUACUCCGCUCCGGCUGAGCUCUACCAGGAUGCAUGCACAUCAUUUCCAGAGGCCAGACCCACAAUGCCAUGCGCCACAAGCUCUCUGUCGGCAGAUGGGACGGGGAGGUGUGUGUCGUCAGACAGCGGUGAGGAGCGACCGCAGCAGGAUCCUGCAUCAGUGACCGGUCCUGCGUCUGACCUGAUGAAGCGCGCUGUAGCGUUCCUGCGCAGAUCCACUCACAGCAGCAGUGUACAGAGCUCCGAUUCCCCCUCCGGACCUGUGGCCAACGGACACGCCCCCUCUUCCACCAGCCACGCCCAUGCCGCCACUAGCCACACCCCCUCUGCCUACAUCAGCAGCGAUAAUGACUCAGAGUUUGAGGAUGCGGAUAUGAAGAGAGAGCUGCAGAAGCUGAGAGAGAAACACAUGAAGGAGAUCUCAGAGCUCCAGGCCCAUCACCGAGGAGAGAUCGAGCAGCUGUAUUCCCGCUUGGGUCGGCCUGUUCCGGCCAGCGUGGGUUUCCUGCAUGCAGCGCCACCUACAGGCCGACGCCGCAGAACCUCCAAACACAAGCUAAAGGGAAGCCGGCUGCUUAAUCCCAUGGUGCAACAGCUGAGGACCAACCGCAGCACCAGCUCCACAGAGACGUGCUCCAGUGUGUCGGGGUCUCCUCUGAAGAGUUCUGUGGUCAGCAGCAGCUCUAUGGGCUCCAGCAGCACUGUUACUCUGAGCCCCGUGUCGGAGCCGCUGCAGCCGGUGCAGACCCAGCAGCCCUGCUCGCUCAAGGGCUCCCUGUCCUCCGACAACAUCUACAGCCCCGCCACACACACACCGCAGACACAAGGCUGGACCGUUUACCACCAAACAUCUGAGCGAAUCACCUAUAAAUCUAGUAGCAAACCACGCACUAGAUUCCUCAGUGGACCCGUGUCUGUGUCCAUCUGGUCCACUCUGAAACGACUAUGUCUAGGGAAAGAGCGCAGCAGUAGGUCUCACAGUACUGCUGCAGCUUCAUCAUCAUCAUCCUCAGCUGUUCCUGCCUCUUCGGCUCGGCCUAUCACAGCACUCGUACAGGCUCAGGCCAACAACAGCAACAACAAAACCGGCACCUUCACUGAUGAUCUGCACAAGCUGGUGGAUGAUUGGGCGAAAGAGACGCUUGGCUCCGCCCCUCAGCCCCGCCCCCCUGUGUGUCAGAUCAGACCAUCUAGAUCUCAUCACGGCUUCCAGACCGGCCACACUCACAGUCAGAUGCGAGGCUCUGCCCCUCAGUUUGGUCUGCCUCUGUCCUGUCCGCUGACCGCAGCUCUGGGUCCCAUCAUGCCUCAUAACCCGUCACCCGUUCUCCAGCACAGCGGCUUCCUGAUGCCCACCGCGCCCUUCGCUGGGAUGGUGUCCGCGCCUGUGUUCCCGCACCCGUGGCCCACUCUUCCCAGUGCUGUGGGCAUGUUUGGAAUCGUCCCGUAUCCCACCAUAGCCAACCCAGCCAUCCAGACCUUCCCGAUGGUGCUCAAGAGUCCAGACGCGGCCAGCAAAAGCAGGACUGCAUGAGCUAACUCACUGCGUACGCUAAUCAGACGGAGAAUCACAGUUACAGCACAUUACACACACCAGCGGACCACCUGUGUGUUUCAACUGUUUCUGGAUCAGUCUGACAGCUGCAGAUGAUGAUCGACACUUCUGUGCGCAGCCUGUAAAUAUCAGGUGUGUGUGUGAGUGUGUGUUUGUGUUGAUUAGCAUGAGUGUGUUUGUCUCAGAUCAGACCUGCCUGCACCUUCCCCUUCUCGGUUUUAAGUUUUAGCUCCUGAAGUUUAACUCUUUAUUUGAGCUGUGGCCAGACACUGAUCCUGAAAUAUCUAGAUAUUCUCUCUUGAGUCUAUUCUGAGUGUAGAGUUUAACCGCAGAUCGUGCUCUAGACUAGUGUUUAACAGCAGACGGCGCUCUAGGCUAGAGUUUUAACAGCAGACAGUGCUCUAGCCUAGAGUUUAACAGCAGAGGGCGCUCUAGACUAGUGUUUAACAGCAGAUCGUGCCCUAGACUAGUGUUUAACGGCAGACGGCGCUCUAGGCUAGUUUAUAACAGCAGACGCCGCUCUAGGCUAGAGUUUAACAGCAGACGCCGCUCUAGGCUAAUGUUUAACUGCAGAGGGCGCUCUAGGCUAGUUUAUUGCAGCAGACGGCGCUCUAGGCUAGAGUUUUAAAAGCAGACAGUGCUCUAGCCUAAAGUUUAACAGCAGAGGGCGCUCUAGGCUAGUUUAUAACAGCGAACGGCGCUCUAGGCUAGAGUUUAACUGCAGACGCCGCUCUAGGCUAGUUUAUAACAGCAGACGGCCCUCUAGGCUAGUGUUUAACAGCAGACGCCGCUCUAGGCUAAUGUUUAACAGCAGACGCUGCUCUAGGCUACAGUUUACCAGCAGACGGCGCUCUAAGCUAGUUUAUAACAGCAGACGGCGCUCUAGGCUACAGUUUACCAGCAGAGGGCGCUCUAGGCUAGUUUAUAACAGCAGACGGCACUCUAGGCUAGUGUUUAACAGCAGACGCCGCUCUAGGCUAAUGUUUAACAGCAGACGCCGCUCUAGGCUACAGUUUACCAGCAGAGGGCGCUCUAGGCUAGUUUAUAACAGCAGACGAUGCUCUAGGCUAGUGUUUAACAGCAGACGAGUUUAUAGUUGAUAAACACUAGCCUAGCGCACUAUUUGCUGUAAAAAAACUAGCCUAGAGCACUCGAAGUUAAACACUAUCCUAGAGCGCCGUCUGCUG